Molecule: messenger RNA, 414 nt
Organism: Auanema sp. JU1783
Lineage: Eukaryota; Metazoa; Nematoda; Chromadorea; Rhabditida; Rhabditidae
Source: the annotation of a GenBank genome assembly
AUGUCGUCUUAUAUAACUCGUGCAGAGCGCUCGGGUAAUAUUUUUUAUAGAACUACUGGUCUCAUUCGAUCUGGUCAACUCUCAUGGGCUGAUCGGCCUUUAUGGUACGAUGUAUAUGUGGCUCAACCACCAUUAACACCUCCUGAUUGGAAUGUGAAACUUCCAAAGUAUGAUGAGCCGGUUAGAAAGAUCUUUUAUGAGGAGGAUGUCGUUAGAGCAGCAUUUUACAAAAAGUUCAAAAGAAGUGGAAUUAUAAAUUGUAAUAAUAAAGUGGAAAGCGCAUCUCAGAUAUUCAUCAAAGAAUACUUUGCAUUAAAGAAAGAGAGCGACGAACAAGGAAAAGGUUUGGAGCACCAGGAACUAUUCAGUCUUACGGAGAAACGAUUAGAAGAACUUGGCAAAAACUUGAACUAA